Andrographis paniculata is the source of this 2220-nucleotide messenger RNA. RefSeq names its product transmembrane 9 superfamily member 7-like. Gene Ontology annotation, biological process: protein localization to membrane. Bases 137 to 2035 code for a protein of 632 amino acids. The transcript has 7 exons. Lineage: Eukaryota; Viridiplantae; Streptophyta; Magnoliopsida; Lamiales; Acanthaceae. Gene Ontology annotation, cellular component: membrane. The record is from RefSeq and is a predicted model, not a curated record.
UUUACUUUCCAGUUUCCACCAUAGCUCGUCUUGCUGCUCCCUCACAUUUUUCUUCCCCUUUUCUCACGAUAGUUCCUCCAUCUGCGCGAGCAUUUGGAUUGCGAAAACGAAAUCUUCGCCUGGAGCAACUUUGGGGAUGAUUUCCUGCUAUUUCUGCGCGGUGUUGGUGGUCGGACUUGUGAUCGGAGUAUCACCGGCAAAUGGAUUUUACCUUCCCGGCGUUGCUCCACGUGAUUUUCGGAAGGGCGAAACCUUGGAGGUGAAGGUGAACAAACUUACCUCGACGAAAACUCAAUUGCCAUAUGAUUACUAUUUUCUAAAUUAUUGCACACCUUCGAAGAUUAAGAACAGAGCAGAAAAUAUGGGGGAAGUUCUCCGUGGAGAUCGGAUUGAGAACUCUGUGUAUAGUUUUAGUAUGAGACAACCAGAGUCAUGUAAAAUAGCCUGCCAUGUAAAUCUUUCUGAGGCAUCUGCAAAGAAUUUCAGAAAGAAGAUUAAUGGUGAUUAUCGGGUUAACAUGAUUCUGGACAACCUUCCUGUUGCGGUUCUUUGGCAACGGAUGGAUCGAACGAAGCAAAAGAUUUAUGAACGCGGCUUUCGGGUUGGAUUUAAAGGAAAAGAUUCUGGAAAAUAUUACAUCAACAAUCAUCUGAAUUUCAAAGUCAAGUAUCAUUUUGAUCCUGAUGACGGCACGGCUCGCGUUGUCGGUUUUGAGGUCACUCCUCUAAGUAUCAAUCAUCAGUACAAGAAAUGGAAUGGAAACAACACAAAGUUAUCAACCUGCAAAACAAGUAGCCAAACGGUGCUUCGAUCAGGUAUACAUCCUCAAGAAAUAGAAUCGGGCAAGGAGAUAGUAUUCACUUACGACAUCUAUUUCGAGUCUAGCGACAUCAGAUGGGCGUCGAGAUGGGACACGUACCUUCUUAUGAACAACAGCCAGAUCCACUGGUUCUCCAUCAUCAACUCCCUGAUGAUCGUCGUUUUCUUGUCUGGCAUGGUCGCUGUCAUCAUGCUGCGAACCCUUUACCGGGACAUCACCAACUACAAUCAGCUCGAGCAUGACGAGAUGCAAGAUGAAACCGGGUGGAAAUUGGUUCAUGCAGACGUCUUCCGACCCCCAAACAACUGCAAGUUAUUAUGCGUUUAUCUCGGGACAGGCAUCCAAGUCUUCGGAAUGGCAUUCGUGACUAUGAUAUUUGCAGUUCUCGGAUUCCUCUCGCCUUCCAACCGAGGAGGACUAAUGACAGCCAUGGUUUUUCUCUGGGUCUUCAUGGGCCUCUUCGCCGGCUACUCUUCAGGUAAUCUCUACAAAAAAUUCGACGGCGCAGACUGGAAAACGACUUCCCUGAAAACCGCCUUCAUGUUCCCCGGCGUUCUCUUCGCAAUUUUCUUCAUCCUGAAUGCUCUCAUUUGGGGUCAGAAAUCUUCCGGCGCAGUCCCUUUCGGGACAAUGUUCGCUCUGGUCUUCUUAUGGUUCGGCAUAUCGCUCCCAUUAGUAUUCCUCGGAAGUUUCUUGGGCUUCAAAACUUCAAGAACCGAAAACCCUGUCCGGACAAAUAAAAUUCCGAGGCCAAUUCCCAUGCAGCCAUGGUACAUUAAGCCAAUUCCUACAAUGCUUUUCGGAGGACUUCUCCCAUUCGGUGCAGUCUUCGUUGAGCUCUUCUUCAUAUUAACAUCGGUCUGGCUGAAUCAAUUCUACUACAUCUUCGGAUUCCUGUUCCUCGUAUUCGUCAUACUUUUGAUCACUUGUGCUGAGGUAGCUAUAGUUGCUUGCUACUUUCAGCUCUGCUGCGAAGACUACCGGUGGUGGUGGCGAUCUUUUAUGACUUCCGGCGCCUCAGCGGUGUAUCUGUUUCUAUAUUCGAUCUUUUAUUUCUUCACUAAGCUGGAAAUUACUGAUCUUGUUUCGGGAAUUCUGUACUUCGGCUACAUGUUUAUCAUCGCCUACGCCUUUUUUAUCGUCACCGGGGCGACGGGAUUCUGCGGGAGCUUCUGGUUUGUUCACAAGAUUUACUCGUCUGUGAAAAUCGAUUAGCUUUGGAGGAGGAUCUAUGAUCAUAUAUAGAGUGAAAGAAGAGAUGAACAAGGUAUGUGUUAAGCUUCAAAAAUUUUAUACAAGAAUUGUUAACUGACUAAUAUAUGUAAUUAUAUAAGAUAUCUAUCUGUCUUUGUCUUUGCAUGUUUUUUUUUGAGUCGACUAUGAUUCCUAUACGUAGAUUA